Molecule: messenger RNA, 654 nt
Organism: Dentiscutata erythropus
Lineage: Eukaryota; Fungi; Glomeromycota; Glomeromycetes; Diversisporales; Gigasporaceae
Source: the annotation of a GenBank genome assembly
AUGGAACCAGCAUCUUCAGAAGCAUUUCUUGAAAGUUUUUUUAAAGCUAUUUCACUGCCAAAACUAGCUUAUCACUGGCAUGUAAUUCUUCUUUCGUCAUUAGGAUGUGCUGCUACUCUCAUAAGUUCUCGCUUUGUUUCUCCUAAACUGUUUCCAAAAACUUAUAAUAACUUGCCAAGAAUUAAGAGACUUAGUUGGGAUAUACAUUGUGUGAGCAUGGUUCAUUGCUUGGCAGUGGUCUUCUUGUCGUUCCCAAUAUUUUAUCAAGAAGAAUUACAAAAUGACAAAAUAUUUGGUUAUACUGCUUAUGCUGGAAACGUCUAUUCCAUUGCUUGCGGGUAUUUCCUUUGGGACGCACUUACGUCUUUUUAUUAUGUCAAAGAAUUUGGUUUUGGAUUUGCAUUACAUGGUUUAUGCUGUUUUAGUGUGUUCAUAUUUGCCUUUAGACCAUUUUUGAAUUAUUAUGGAUCAGUAUUUUUAAUGUACGAAAUUUCCACUCCUUUUUUGAACAUGCAUUGGUUUAUGGAUAAACUUGGUAUGAGCGAAACUUUACUACAUAAAAUAAAUGGUGUUUGUCUACUUGCAUCAUUCUUUUUCGCGAGAAUUGUAUUUGGAUUUUAUAUGUCCUACCAAGUAUUCCGAGAAAUAAGAUAG